Molecule: messenger RNA, 3234 nt
Organism: Eleginops maclovinus (Patagonian blennie)
Lineage: Eukaryota; Metazoa; Chordata; Actinopteri; Perciformes; Eleginopidae
Gene: dok6
Product: docking protein 6
Exons: 8
Coding region: 271-1206 (311 amino acids)
Biological process (GO): positive regulation of MAPK cascade; Ras protein signal transduction; cell surface receptor protein tyrosine kinase signaling pathway
Cellular component (GO): cytoplasm
Source: RefSeq, a predicted model, not a curated record
CCGGGGAUGAGAGUGACAGAGGACAAAUGCUUUGAGAGGAGGAUUGUUGAAAUGCUGGAGGAGAUCUGGGAGGAUUUGGGUGAGGGGGGGAGGCAGGGGGGAGUGAUUGCCGCGAUGAUUGCUGUAACAACUGUCCAACGGAAUAACAAAUCAAAUUAUAAAAGAUGGACACCGUGGCACAGACCCCGCCGCCGUCUGGAAUUGAUUGUCUGCACCAGGAGGUCUGUCAGAGUCCAUCAGGCAUCAUCAUCGCCGCGGGAACGCUGAGCCAUGCAGAAUAGAGAGAUCUUCCGGAGGUGUUGGCUGGUGUUCAAGAAGGCUUCCAGUAAAGGACCGCGGCGGCUGGAGAAAUACCCGGACGAGAAGGCGGCCUACUUCAGGAGCUUCCACAAAAUCACUGAGCUCCAUAACAUCAAGAACAUUACCCGGAUGCCGCGGGAGACGAAGAAGCAUGCCGUGGCGAUCAUCUUCUGUGAUGACACAUCCAAGACAUUCGCCUGUGAUUCAGAGCUGGAUGCAGAGGAAUGGUGUAAGCUGCUGUGCGUGGAGUGCCUGGGCAGCCGUCUCAACGACAUCAGCCUGGGAGAGCCAGACCUGUUAGCAGCGGGGGUGCAGCGGGAGCAGAACGAGCGCUUCAACGUGUACCUCAUGCCCACGCCCAACCUGGACAUCUACGGGGAGUGCACCAUGCAGAUCACACAUGAAAACAUCUACCUGUGGGACAUCCACAACGCCCGCCUCAAACUCGUCAUGUGGCCUCUCAGCUCGCUGCGGCGAUACGGACGAGACUCAACCUGGUUCACCUUUGAAUCCGGAAGGAUGUGUGACACAGGAGAGGGUUUGUUCACGUUCCAGACGCGGGAGGGGGAGAUGAUCUACCAGCGGGUCCACUCCUCCACGCUGGCCAUCGCCCAGCAGCACGAGAGGAUGAUGGAGGAGAUGGAGAAGAGCUCCCAGAUCCUCCCCAGAGAGACGCUCACCAAGUCCAUCUCUCUGCCGCGCAGCGCCUACUGGCAGCACAUCACGCGCCAGAACAGCGUGGGAGACCUCUACACUUUCCAAGGAAGUGGCCUGGAAAUGACUUUUAUCCCCCGAGCACAGACGUUCCCCAGCUUCCUGUCUGACGAGCAGGAGCAGAACCAGGAGCAGGCACCGUCGCCCUCUAGUGGCCGAGGGUCCAGUUGCAGCCUGAGACCCCUUCAAUGACAGAGAACUGCCCCCCCACCCCCUAAAACCGGACACUUAACUCCCCCCCCCACACCCACACACACACUGUAGAAAUAUGUAUAGACACAUGUGUAAUAUAUCAUUUCCUGGUGAAACAGUCGACUGUAGAGCAAGCAGCACACGAGAAGGAUCCUGAAAGCUCCUCUGUGUGUGUGUGUGUGUGUGUGUGUGUGUGUGUGUGUGUGUGUGUGUGUGUGUGUGUGUGUGUGUGUGUGUGUGUGUAUGUGUGUGUGAGUAGCAGUAGCUUCAAAGAUUGCACCAAAUAUGCUGUAGUUUAACAUGCUUUAUGUUGUCAUUAUGCUGUUGAAGCCAGCCGUAUCCCCCCCCCCCCCGUUUUAAAUCACACCCUCCAGCAGUACAGAAUCCCCUCAGUUUUCUGACACAUAAUCCUCCCUAACUUGCUGUACUCUGCUCCCUCUUGAAUGUGAAUCUGCCUCACUCAGACACAGCCUGACGGUGGUGGCAGUGAUGAAUCAGUCAUUCAGAGAUGCAACUCAACGAUAAACCCCUCUCUGGACUGCCAGCGCUACGGCACACUAGCAGAGCGACCUGAUUUGAGCAGCUCCUCAGCCCUCAUGCAGACUCAUACCGUACAGUCAUGGGUUCAUUAGUUAGAGGAGGGGAAAAGUGCAUCAUGGGACUCAUGGGAAAACAUCACUCUUUGAUCUGCUGGUAUUUAAAGUUAGAAAAACCUUAACAUUCAUCUUUGAGAAUCUACGCUCAGUUAAACACACUAAGAUGGCAUCAAAGGAACAGUUUGACAAUUUGGGAAAUUAGCUUUCUUUAAGAGCUUUUUUUGCAAAAGUGGGACUUCUUGAUUUUAUAAUUGCUCCAAAUAAAUGCAGGGUAUGCAGGAAGAGUAAUUUCAGCCAAGUAUAUCUCAGAGAAUUCGUACGUUUAAUAUUAAGCCAGCAGCUGGUUAGCUUAGCUUAGCAUAAAGACUGGAAACAGGUGAAAAAGCCAGUCUGUUUCUGUUUAAAGCUAACAUAAUUAACCUGUUUGCAUCUGAAAAACCACAACAAAUUGCUUUAAGCAUUUGGUUUUGCAUAGAAUUAAAAAAUGGGGUAUUUCAUGGUAGUGUGUGCACUUCAGAGGUGAAGGUAUAGGCAGAUUCCCCCUUUUCUGUGUUUUUUCCAAUGCUAGGCUAUCAAUCUUCUCUAAAUCUUGUCAAAAGGGUAUUUCCAAGAGUGUCCGAAGAUUUCCAUCUAUAAGCAACAGCUAAAAGUGAGAAAGAUUGGGAUUGAAAUAGCCCAAAUCUUCUGUAUCAUGUGAGUAAAUGACCGCUGUGUUGAUAAAUGUCCUCGAGUAAGAAGUGCCUUCAGACACAGACGGCAGAGAGACUUCUGGCUUUCGGUUUACCUACAAUAUGUACCCUUAACACGUGUUUAAAAAAGUCUUAACUUCCUCUUAAAUACUGUAGACCCAGCCUCUGAAACACUAUACCCAACCACAGUCUCGCAUCAAGACUUUUCAGCAACUUUAUAAUUAAAAAGGAUUUAAAGACAAUCAUUUUGGGGAAUGUCAAACUAAAUAAUUUAUUUGAUGUGUGUUGUUGUUGUAAAGCUGGAGAAAUUAGCACUUACUCUGUGUUGAGGUAAUGCUUGCAGUCAGUCACUUUAUUUUGUAUAUUUUAUUCAACAAAAAUGUUCAUUUAAACGCGUCCUGCCACAGAGCCACGGUCAGAUAGACGGACGUUCCUGCCCUCGUUGUCCUGAGUCUUAGCUACAGCGUGGUGAAUAAAUGUGUGUAAAAUAGAAUCAUAGAGCCACUACAUGUGGAGCGCCACAGCGGAGACUGGAGGAAGUCAAUAUCAUUAGCAGAUUCUGUUGUUUAUUGUUGACUUGUUUGUAGCUCUGACAUCUGUUGUUGUUGUUGUUGUCACGUUUUGUGUUCCUGUCAGAUUCUGUGUUGAUAGCACUUUGAAUACAUUGAGUGUAGGACUACAGUUUUCACUAAAUGUACAUAUGUAAUGUUUUUGAUGAUAAAAAAGGUAUUAAAUUGACUGUU